AUGGAUAGGACAAAAAAGACCAAAGGGCAGCUGUCAGUGACACCCCGAGGGGGCCGAGGCGUACACAAGGCCAGCAGCGUCCCGGAACAGACAGGACCAGAGGAGAGUGGCUGUGGCGGCGGCAGUGGCCUUGGAGGGGCCCCCACCCGUUCUGCCCCUGGGGAGCUUCACUGUGGCCCGGGACCUCUCAUCUCUGCCCCAGAGAUUGCACAUGAGGACUUGAAGAUGGGGUCUGACUUGAAGAUGGGGUCUGACGAGGAAAGUGACAAGGCUUCAGCCACGGCCUUGGAUGAGGAGGUGCGGUCACCAGUGAGGGUGCGCAUGCGCAACCAUCCCCCGUGCCAGAUUUCCAGUGACGACGUCGGCCAGCGCCUAUCACUACCAGCUGACCUCGGGCUGCCCCAGGACUACCUGGAGAAGCUGACCCUCAAUAGCCCUAUCCUCGACAAGCCCCUCAGCCGCAUCCUCAACCAUGUCAGCCUGUCCGAGGUUGGCUUUGCGAAACUGGAAACCUAUGUCAAGCUGGAAAAGCUGGGUGAGGGCAGCCAUGCCACUGUUUAUAAAGGCAAAAGCAAGGUCACAGGCAAGCUUGUGGCACUCAAGGAGAUCAGACUGGAACACGAAGAGGGGGCACCCUGCACUGCCAUCUGGGAAGUGUCCCUGCUCAAGGACCUCAGACAUGCCAACAUUGUCAGGCUACAUGAUGUUAUCCUCACCGAGGGGUCCCUCACCCUUGUCUUUGAGCACCUGGACAAGAACCUGAAGCAGUACCUGGAUGACUGUGGGAACGUCAUCAAUAUGCACAACAUGAGACUGUUCCUCUUCCAGCUGCUCCGUGGCCUGGCCUACUGCCACCGGCAGAAGGUGCUACACCGAGACCUCAACCCUCAGAACUUGCUCAUCAGCAAAACAGGAGAGCUCAAGCUGGCUGACUUUGGCCUGGCGCGGACCAAGUCAGUUCUCAUGAAGAACUACUCCAGUGAGGUUGUGACGCUGUGGUACCGGCCCCCCGACCUCCUGCUCGGGUGCACGCGCUAUUCCACCCAGAUUGACAUGUGGAGUGUGGGCUGCAUUUUCUACGAGAUGGCCACGGGCCAGCCCCUCUUCCCAGGCUCCAGCGUGGAGGAACAGCUGCACUUCAUCUUCCGAAUCUUGGGAACCCCAACUGAGGAGACGUGGCCGGGCAUCCUGUCCAACAAAGAGUUCAAGACACACAACUACCCCAAGUACCGAGCUGAGGCCCUUUUGAGCCAUGCUCCCCGACUUAAUAGUGAUGGGGCUGAUCUCCUCACCAAGCUGCUGCAGUUUGAAGGUCAUAAUCGGAUCCCCGCACAGGACGCCAUGAAACACCCAUUUUUCCUCAGUCUGGGGGAGCAGAUCCACAAACUUCCUGACACUACUUCCAUAUUUGCACUAAAGGAGAUCCGGCUACACAAGGAGGACAGCCUUUGCUCUUUGUCGAUGCCUGUCUCGGGCAGGCCAGCUUUCCGUGUGGUGAACCCCGAGUUCUAA
This is a messenger RNA of Molossus molossus (Pallas's mastiff bat), 1512 nucleotides long. Its product is annotated as cyclin-dependent kinase 16-like. Gene Ontology annotation, biological process: neuron projection development; protein phosphorylation; exocytosis. Gene Ontology annotation, cellular component: cytoplasm; nucleus; synaptic vesicle. The record is from RefSeq and is a predicted model, not a curated record. The transcript has a single exon. NCBI's taxonomy places the organism in Eukaryota, Metazoa, Chordata, Mammalia, Chiroptera, Molossidae. The coding region runs from base 1 to 1512 and encodes 503 amino acids. Gene Ontology annotation, molecular function: ATP binding; protein kinase activity.